Molecule: messenger RNA, 267 nt
Organism: Bursaphelenchus okinawaensis
Lineage: Eukaryota; Metazoa; Nematoda; Chromadorea; Rhabditida; Aphelenchoididae
Source: the annotation of a GenBank genome assembly
AUGAGAAGAAGAGGAGAUGAGAAGAAGAGGAGGAAGAAGAAGAGGAGGAAGAAGAAGAUGAAGAGGAAGAAGAAGACGGAGAAGAAGAUGGAGAAGAAGAAGAAGACGGAGAAGAAGGAGAAGAAACAGAGGAAGAAGGGGAAGAAGACGAAGAAGAGGAGGAAGAAAAAGAAGGAGAGGAAGAAGAAGAAGAUGGAGAAGAAGAAGGAGAAGAAGCGAAAGAAAAAGAAGAGGAAGAAGAAAAAAGAAAAAGAUUACCGCACUUAG